This is a messenger RNA of Camelina sativa (false flax), 991 nucleotides long. Its product is annotated as GEM-like protein 6. The record is from RefSeq and is a predicted model, not a curated record. Lineage: Eukaryota; Viridiplantae; Streptophyta; Magnoliopsida; Brassicales; Brassicaceae.
ACCAACACGGUUUCGUCAUCAACCAUCACUCACAAUCUCUCUCUCUCAUUCUCUUUCUCACAAGAUUAAUAAUCAAGAAUCACCACUAAACCAACCAAGAUGACAUUGAGCAGAGUUCAUCAACAAGCUAUCGCAUUUCCUGCAGCGAAGACUGCUACGAUAAGUUACUUGCCAGAACCUGCAGCUUCCAUCAACAAGCUCCAAAUCCCAACUUCAUCAAAGUUUUCUUUUCUAACAAGCAAAGGGAAAUCAAUGCUGCGAAAGAAGAAAACCGAUAGCUUCACGAACGGAGCUAGAGACCAGGACAAGUUAGGACCCAAGCUAAGUGAAACAGUCAAGAGAAAGCUAUCCUUGGGAGCUAAGAUCCUUCAAAUGGGAGGGUUAGAGAAGAUCUAUAAGCGACUCUUCAAAGUCUGCGAUGAAGAGAAGCUUUUCAAGGCGUACCAAUGUUACCUAUCCACAACCGCAGGUCCCAUCUCAGGCCUACUCUUUAUCUCAUCAAAGAAGAUUGCAUUCUGCAGCGAGAGAUCGAUCAAGGUGGCUUCUCCUCAGGGAGACAUCUCUAGGGUUCACUACAAAGUCUCAAUCCCCUUAUCCAAGAUCAAUGGUGUGAACCAGAGUCAGAACACGAAGAAACCAUCUAAGAAGUACCUUGAAGUAGUUACAGUCGAUAACUUCGACUUCUGGUUCAUGGGAUUCAUGAGCUACCACAAAGCUUUCAACUGCCUUGAGCAAGCGUUAAACAAUGAUGAGCAUUGAGCAAUAAGAUUUUCUCCGAGGAGCUAAUUAGUGCAGGUUAAUGAAGAAAUAUAUCAUUUCUAUUUUGACCUGUUUCAGUCAGAGAAUGUUAGUAAAGAGCCUAGAAGAGACUGACAAUAUUGUUUGUACAAACUCACAUUAUUUUACCCUUUUACCCAUUAUGUUUUCCAUUGUAGACACAAGAAAGAUAUAAAUGAAUAUAUUUAGCUGAUCUCAUCAGUAUUUUUUCUUA